GAGAGAGUAUCUUUCAAACGUUUGAAUCUCUAUUUGACAUUUUCAGAUGGAUUUUCAUUAUCAUUUAUCCAUUUUUGGAUUGAGUUUGUUUCCUCAAAUCUCUCCAAUUCUCGCCUCAUCUUCAUUCUCCAUUUUCCCCUUUUGCAGUUUGUGAAUAAUCCAAUCCAUUCCGUCUCUGAGUUUUCCAUUGACUCCCCUAAUACUUCUUAAUUUCAUUUGCCUUUCUACUCAUUACAGAUUACAUCGACUUCAAGCAAUUAUCCGUUAUUUUUUUGGUUGAUUUUGAGGCGACUCAAUCCAGUGACUUGGUCGAGGCCGAUAAGAAAAAUGGCGUGCGAAGGCGGUGGCAAUGGAGGAGGAGGAGACGAGACUCCCACAUUGUCGCCUAAGAGCAAGUUGAAGUUUCUUUGCAGUUAUGGCGGCAAGAUCCUCCCUAGGCCCACCGAUGGCCAUCUCAAGUAUGUUGGCGGCGAGACGCGCGUCAUCGCUAUGCAGCGUGAUAUCAAAUUUUCAGAUCUAAUGAAGAAAGUGACGGCUUUAUUUGAUGGAGAUAUGGUGCUGAAGUAUCAGUUGUUUCCUGAGGAUCUUGAUGUGUUGGUCUCUGUGAGGUCUGAUGAAGAUUUAAAGCAUAUGCUUGAUGAAUACGAUCGGCUUGAGAGUGAAGGAACUCCUAAACUUCGGUGUUUCUUAUUUCCUUCAAACCCAAUUGUUGUUGAGACUCGACCGUUCUUUGCAGAUCCUCAAGCAAUUGAGCAACGUUAUCUGGAAGCCAUUAAUGGCAUUGUCCUGUGCAGCUCUACUGCAAGCUCAAAAGUCUCCCCUUCUAAUGCUAGCCGGCCUACAUUCAGCCUUUCAUCUGCAUGUUCAUCGCCAAAAUCAUCUUCUCCAGAUGCCCAAACUGCUGAAUCUAUGGCCCAAGAACCAUUCUCUUGGAAUAGCAUCAAGCCUAGCCGCCCUCCUAUGCACAAAGUCCAUAGCUCUCCUAGUCUUUGCAGCUUCAACAACCUUCAACCUCCCCCCAUUGUCAUUCCAGUUAGUAAACACCACAUUCAGCAACGUCAUUACCACUAUCAACAAAACCAUAGCUACCAGCCUUCUAGACAUCCACAAGAGUUGAGCAGAUGUAAUGCCCCCGAAAGAGCUCCCAUGCCUCUUUCACCGUCGCCGCCUAUGGGUCGGGCCGAUUUUGGAAGGAGUCCAAAGGGUCCUAGUGUCAGCCACCAGAUAUCUAGUAGACAGCAGCAGAGAGGAUUUGGAGUCUGGAACAGAUAUGGAUACUCUGAUGAGUUUGCAGCGAAUGGUUGUGGUAGGAUGGAUAGGGCAGAAAGUGGUCAAUGGAGCUCGAGAAAGGCAUUUUGGGAGUAACAAAUACAGUCAGUCAGUUAGUCUGUGUAGAUAAUUGGAAGGAAAAGAAUCAAAGAUGGCGGUAUAGUCUUCUUUUCUUUGUGCUAUAUCUGAAUCAUUAUUGUAUUCUUUUAUUCGUUUUUAUGCUUUAUUUUUUGAACUAAAUUUCCUACGAAGGAAAUACUUGUGUAGAUGUGUAUAGGUUUCAUAAACAAAUUUCAUGUGCUCGUGAUAUUUUUAGUU
This is a messenger RNA of Cucurbita maxima (winter squash), 1587 nucleotides long. RefSeq lists its product as uncharacterized. The record is from RefSeq and is a predicted model, not a curated record. NCBI's taxonomy places the organism in Eukaryota, Viridiplantae, Streptophyta, Magnoliopsida, Cucurbitales, Cucurbitaceae. Gene Ontology annotation, molecular function: protein binding. The transcript has 2 exons. The coding region runs from base 328 to 1365 and encodes 345 amino acids.